Messenger RNA from Colletotrichum higginsianum IMI 349063, 654 nucleotides. Its product is annotated as Duf498 domain protein. The transcript is spliced from 2 exons. NCBI's taxonomy places the organism in Eukaryota, Fungi, Ascomycota, Sordariomycetes, Glomerellales, Glomerellaceae. The coding region runs from base 1 to 654 and encodes 217 amino acids. The record is from RefSeq and is a predicted model, not a curated record. Gene Ontology annotation, cellular component: mitochondrial inner membrane. Gene Ontology annotation, biological process: mitochondrial respiratory chain complex I assembly.
AUGCACUUCUCGACGAGCACCCGCGUUCUCCGCGCCGUCACGCGCGUCCAGCGCACUCUUCCCCGAUUCGCCCCCCGAGUCUCGCCAACACCGUUGCGACCCUCGACAGCCGCAAUGCAGCUCUGCAGCCAAUUCCACACCUCUGCCUCCAGUUCAAGGGAAAAGCCCAAGGACUACCAGGGCGCGACGGACUUUGGCGAGAUGGACGUCCUGGGCAACAUCCCGAUCCCCUCGACCUCGAUUGACGCCUGCGUCCCGGACGGCUUCCACCUCAACAGCGGCGUUAAGAUCAUGGACGGCGACGCAGCGCUGCUCAUCGGCGGCGAAGCGUUCGCGUGGAGGCCGUGGGAGGCGAAGGGAACCAAGAAGCUGAUCAAUGCCAAGGGCCAGUUUGAGCUGCCGGCGGAAGCAUUCGGACUGUUGGAAUUGGUCUGGCCGAGACCUGAUCUCCUCAUCCUCGGUGUCGGCCCCAAGAUUGUACCGCUCAGCCCGGCGACGAGGAAGCACCUCAGCUCGCUCGGCGUUCGCGUCGAGCUUUUGGACACGAGGAAUGCAGCUUCGCAGUUCAACUUGCUUGCUACGGAGCGAGGUGUUGACGAUGUCGCAGGGGCAUUGAUUCCCAUCGGAUGGGUCGACGGCAAGGGAGCUGUGUGA